Sardina pilchardus (European sardine) is the source of this 1341-nucleotide messenger RNA. Its product is annotated as solute carrier family 35 member F4. The record is from RefSeq and is a predicted model, not a curated record. NCBI's taxonomy places the organism in Eukaryota, Metazoa, Chordata, Actinopteri, Clupeiformes, Clupeidae. The coding region runs from base 1 to 1131 and encodes 376 amino acids. The transcript is spliced from 6 exons.
AUGAGGAAGGUGACGUGGGGCGUGCUGCUGGGGGGCUGUGUGGCUCUGUCCUGGGCCGGGGCCACCCACAGCGCCAAGCAGGCCCUGGCUGGACUCCAUGCCCCCUACUUCAUCACCUGGUUCUGCAGCGUCUGGAACCUGCUCCUCUUCCCCAUAUACUACCUGGGCCACUUACUGGGAGCCGAGCAGAGACUGUGGCCCACCUCCUGCUUCAGACAGUGCAGCAGUUUCCUAGGGGACGGCGGAGUGACGGUCAGGGUGCUGCUGAAGGGGGCGGCGCCGUUCUCAGUGCUGUGGAGCCUCUCGGGGUACCUGUACCUCCUGGCCCUCCACCGCAUCUCCACCAGCGACGCCAGCGCGGUCCUCUGCUGCAGCCAGGCCUUCAUCUUCCUCCUCUCCUGGAUCGGGCUCAAGGACCGCUUCAUGGGAGUGAGGAUUGUGGCAGCCAUCCUGUCCAUUACUGGGAUUGUCAUGAUGGCGUAUGCUGACGGUUUCCAUAGUGAUUCAAUAAUUGGUGUGGCACUUGGAGUGGGCUCUGCCUCCACAUCUGCCUUGUACAAGGUGCUGUUCAGAAAGCGAGUGGGAGAGUUCCGCCCUGGGCCGGCCAGCGUGCUGCUGUCGUGCGUGGGCCUGUUCAGCUGUGUGCUGCACUCCUGGGUGUGUGUGCUGCUCUACCUCACACACGUGGAGUACUGGCCCCCAUCUCAGGCCAUGCCCUGGAACACACUCUGCAUCAUGGCCUCACUGUUGAUGGCUUUCAACGUGUUGGUGAACCUUGGGGUUGCACUAACAUACCCCUGCCUCAUCUCUCUCGGGGUCCUUUUGAGUAUUCCAGCAAGCACAGCGGUAGAUAUUUUGGUGACCUCCUCAGUGACCCAGUUAAGUCAAGUGAGAAUAGCUGCAGCAGGUAUCAUUGCAGCCGGUUAUGUAAUGUUGUUGCUCCCCGAAAACUGGGACGAAAGCACCCUACGCUGCCUUGGAAAGCUCUGGCCUGGAAGCUGGAGAGAGGAUAGUGUGGUGGUUGAAGAGCUCACCGUGGACAGUGCUGGAGCUACACGGACAAAACCCAAACCUGCUGGAGUUGCAGCACUUUCUCGAUCUGGAUUGGGUGGUUUGCAUGAAACAAUGUGAUUGUGUAUAAAGGGAUAUUAUUUGUAAAUGUAUAUAUCAUUUAUUAUAACUAGAACUUUGUCGACCAAUGCUUCAUCCAAUGAAUGCACGCCUUGGCAGUUCUGCUGAUAUAUUUCUAAAUAUGGCCUAUUUAACAAGCUUUUGAGGUGUGUGUGCAUGUUCUGAUAUUUGUGUAAAGCGUUGUGACACAUUAAUAAAUACUUACUUGUA